UCAAUUUCUUAUAUAGCAGUGUAAACAAAAGAACUGACAUUUAUUGAUCAGAAAUCAUUUUCAGGGAGCGUUAUUGCUAAAUUCAAUUGUACUUAAUCAUUUUUUCGGCUUUUUUGUGUUAGAUAGAGGGAAAUCGGGAACUUUUGGCCAGUUUUAGAUAAAAAUGUUUUGUUUUCACAAAACUCUGUAGUCAAAAACCCAUGCCUUAAAGGUGCUGAAACCAACUCCUAUGAAAUAUUUAUUUAGGAAGUUAUUUAUAAACAGCUUACAUUCUUGGAACACAAGAUUGUGGUUUUCAAAUUUAUACAAUUUCCGAAAAGCUUUAGUGCAAACUUCGAUUUUUCUACAAUUUAAGUUUAGAGACCUACCUUUAAGACCAAGCCACGUUUUAUUUCCUUAUCAGUUUACCGCUAAAUUGGUCCAAAACUUCGAUUUUACAGCAAAUGUACCAAUUCUUACCAUUACUAACUGUUUAACUCAGCUAGCUAUAAACACUUAAACCUCCAUGGGAAGCCGCUGGUUUGAACAGCCACGCUUCUAAUUUUAUUUUGAUCCAAAUUCUUCAAGGGAACCGUAAUACCAAUACACUCAUGAAGUUCGGUGUAACUCGCAAACACAAGUGCAAAUAACUUUGAGCUGAAUAGACUUAAUCUUUAAAUGGUACGCUAUGCUGUGUUUAAAUUGAACCCUCAAAUUAAAUUCCCUGCAAACUCCGAUUGCAGCUAAUUGAAAUAUUCUGGAGUAGACUGAAGAAAUUAUUCAUAGUCUAGUGCAAUAACAACUUACCAUUUGUAGUUUAUCUCGGUUUCAGUUUCUUCGCAGCAGUUUUACCUAUAACAACCGGACUUUCGAAGUCUGUACUGCACGCCCUUUUUCAUUUCUGCGCACCUUUAUCGUUUUCAGUUUUAAAGGUUUUUGCAGCAGUGUAGUUGAAAAAGUUUACCAGACAACGAAAAAGUCACACCUGCUUGUAAGUCGAAGAGAGUAAAGCCGCAUUGCUCAUUCUAAAAAUAGUCAAAUUCAAGACGAGAGGUUCAAAAAGUUUAUUUACUGAGCUCUCGAGGGGGUGUGAUAAUUGAAGCAUCGAUUUACUGAUUUUUAUUGCAGUUUGUUUUAAGCGCUGCUUAUAUGGUUGUUUUUAAGCAAAAUCAUCAGUUUUGAACUUACUCAACAGUUACAGAUCAACAUGAGCCAGAAAGAAAAAAAGAAGAAGGGUCUCUUCUCCCGAUUCAAGACUGCAGUUUUCCAUGCUGACAAACCAUCAGGCGAGACUAAGGAAGACGCCACAGCGACAGCAGAAGAGCCUAACAACUCCCAGACAAAGGCAAACAAAAAAGAAAAGAAAAAGGACAAGAGAGAGAAGAGCAAAGAAAAGAAAGAUGUCAAAGGCAAUUCAAAUCAACAUUCACCAACAGUGGAGGUCAAUCAAACCGAUGACCCAGUUGACCUGGAACCCCUGGAUAUAGCCACCACGCCUUCUUCUGGGGCCAAAUUGGACCACGCGGCUGCCAAGUCAAAGCUAGCUGUAGCUCCCAAACACAAACACGCUCCAAGGUCACCUUCACGGACCAGAAGAAGCGAGAUCGAACCCCAGACUCCGCCCAGUCCACAAGAUGUGGUAGAUUCAUGCGAUUCAUUAUCAUCUGCAAGUCUAACCCCUGACUCCGACAAACAACAACCCAACUGCAUCUUAGAAAACAAUGAAUCAUCGAUUGAGAAAAACUGCGAACUGCAACAAAUCAAAUCAGAUCAAAUUGAUGCAACCGAAAAAUCCGAAAAGAAAGACUUUGAUUGUGUAAUUCAAGACGAAAUACCUACAUUAUCACCAGCAGAAAACGACGUCCCAGUAAACAUACAUCACCACAACACUGAAGAGAAUCAAAAUCAAAUUAAACCAUCAGAAUUUUCAAAGAACAAUGAAAAUAAUAUAUCAGAACAGAGCGACUUAAAUGCAAAUUCGACUACCAAUCCUAAAAACAAACAGCGACCAGUUACUUUAUUGACAGCGAAUACAGAGCAACAAUUGCCGUUAUCGGAAAAGCCGCAAAGCAAAAUACCCAAACUCAAAACAUCAACUUCCAUUUCAUCGGGAAUCGGAAAUGCACAAGACAAGAAACCAACACCAAUAACAAAAGCAUCACCAGAGUCACAGUCGCCGAAAGGCUCUCGGAUCCCACGUGCGUUCGGAUCUGGAUCCGAAACACCUCCUAAGUUAUCACUCGCUACAAACAUUUAUUCUUCUUAUGAACUAAUUUCUGAUCAAAAGAUCUCCGAAUCACCGGUGCCUAAAAGUAAAAUUCCGUCCCGAAAGAGUUCGAAUACUAAUGACACGGAUCUGAAACUUCACUCGGAAUCGAAACUUCCGCUACCAAGUUCACGGUUGUCAUCAUCAUCGAUAAAAACUCCAGAGCCAAUCAAAACGCCGAGUCCGAAAAGUAAUUUGAAGCCCUUGAGCUAUAAGCCGAUUAAUAAUACUGCAAAUAAAACUCAGAUUCCUAGAAUCGUCAGUCAGAAAAAUGUUUGAAUUUGUCCAAAUUUUUCAGGAAUGAGUAUCAUGUUUUUUUUUUAAUAGAAAAGUUAAAGUGUAAUUAAAUAUUUUGGCAAGAAA
Molecule: messenger RNA, 2608 nt
Organism: Symsagittifera roscoffensis
Lineage: Eukaryota; Metazoa; Xenacoelomorpha; Acoela; Convolutidae
Exons: 4
Coding region: 1187-2524 (445 amino acids)
Source: RefSeq, a predicted model, not a curated record